Danio rerio (zebrafish) is the source of this 1924-nucleotide messenger RNA. The record is from RefSeq and is a predicted model, not a curated record. NCBI's taxonomy places the organism in Eukaryota, Metazoa, Chordata, Actinopteri, Cypriniformes, Danionidae.
AGCAUUCAAUCAACUGUCCUUCCACCAUGUCUGUAGUUUUAUUGAACUUUUGUAGUUCUCGAGUGAUCCGCAUCUCCUCCGCCAAUUAACGCUAUUAUCAGUAGAAAAAAAACAUCUCUUCGAAUACCUAUAUCAGAAUAGUACUAUCGGUUAUGAUUUGUGACACACUAAAGCACAUGUCAGAAACUUUAGAGCGAGAAAACGCAAGCUUAAACAUAACAACACAUCCAACACAGACCGGAAGUUAACGGUAUUCUCCAGCAAAAUAAAAGUUGAGGUCUCCUCGCUUUAUUUCCGGUUUGUCCACGGUACCAAGUUGCAUGCACAGUUUGGAUUUAUUGUUUCGGUGAAUGACCUUACGUUUCUCAGCCAGCGUCUUUUUCAUUGCAUGCAAACAAAGAAGCGAAUGUUAAAGAUGUCAAAAUCGCUGUCGUUCCGGUUGCGGCUUAGUUCCGUGAUGGAACUAAUGACUAAAACGGCAAUGGAAGAAAUAUGCAAAAUUGUAGACAGCGAUUUUGCGUUUUUACGACAAGAACUGUCUCGCGUCAUGAGCGAAAACGCAGCUCUUAAAGACAAAAUGCUGUGUGUCGGGAGCGAAAGGCGAGACGAACGCACGCGCAUCACAAAGAAAGGAGCGCGCGCGGCAUCCACAACACACCGGUCCGUUUGUGUGCAAACCGAGGAAGGAGAGCAUCCCUCCAUUAAAGGGAUUUUUGGAAAGGACUGGUGCUCCAGUUUGUGGGAUCGGAGGAAUGAGUCCAGAGGAGAUGAGAUGGCGAUCGACGUCGACUUGUACUCUGUGUCGCCUUAUAAGCACAAAGAACAAACCAACCUGGUCAUAAUCAAAGAGGAGAAUUUCGAAGUGGAUGACUAUCCCAGUUGUACAGGAACGCCUCCCCAAGCUUCAAGAGCAGAGCUGCCAUCAUUCGCAUACGAGCCCUUCAAAAACAACUUUGUGUCUGGAGAUUUCUCAGAAAUGCAAAACUCUCCCUCCAGUUCAUCUGAUCAGCACCCUACAGAAGCUGCCACCGAUGACGCUGUGGACCAGUUGAUUGCACCAAUAGACGACCCUUUGGAAUAUGAUGGUCCAUGUAUUCUCACUUCUCAGCUUUCAGACGAGCACAAUGACCUGUUUUCCUCUGAAGCCCAGGAGAACGAAGAAGCAGAAGUAUAUGCUGCGACCACUGCUGGACAUCGUGUGAAAAGACAACGGGUACAGAAGCUGCCAAAGAGCAUUAGCUAUUAUGAUGACGAGAAUUUGUUGCUUCUCCAAAACGCUGGCCAGAGGAAACAACGCUUUCCAAAGAUCAAAACCAAUGAGAAGUUUCGUUGUGAGGUCUGCGGAAGAUGCUUUCAUUCUAACACCAAUCUCUUGGUCCACUACGCGGUCCACACAGGAGAAAAGCCUUAUAAAUGUAGCUUCUGUGAAAAGGGGUUUUCCCAGAAAGGAAAUUUACAAGCUCACGAGCGCAUCCAUCGAGGAGAAAAACCUUUCAGCUGUGUCAUCUGCGGCAGGAGCUUCACCCAGAAGGUCUGCCUGCGCAACCAUGAACGCAUCCACAGAGGAGAGAAACCUUUUACUUGUAUGACCUGUGGAAAAGGGUUCACUCAGAAAGUCACCCUUCAGCAACACCUCGCUGUCCAUGACAAAACAACAAAACGAGUCCGAAGGAAACCACGGAAAAACCACUGUGAUUUAGACUUCAGCUUCAUGUAGCAUUUGCUCUUGCUUUCUCCAUUGAGAUUGCUGUAGUUGUGUAUAAUUAAGUAGUUUUUCUAAUAUCUCUGUGUGUAAAACUGUUGGUCAGAGGUGUCCAAACUGCAUGGAGGGCUGGUGUCCUGCAUGGUUUAGCUUUAACUUCAACACGCGUCAGUGGAACUUUCUAGUAUACCUAGAAAGAGCUUGAUUUAGCUGGUUCAGGUG